AAUUAACCUAUUUACGUGUUCACGGCCUUUCCCCCGUCGGACGGCGAUUGUGUCGUCGGCCGAAUCCGCCCAAGUCCCGUUUUCAUUCCCACUCGAAUAAAUAAUUUAAAGAGAAAAAAAUCGUUUUACCGUCUUUAUUUUAAAACCGCGUUUGUUUUAUUAAACGAGUCGAGCUUUUAACUCAGUGGCCGGGUUGUUUUUUUAAUACGGGGAGAUUCGUGAUCCGCCAUCAUUGUACUUUCCCCUCGGACAGUGAAGAACCCGUCCCCUUGUUUUAAACAACAACAAAAAACGGUUUUUCCACUGUGAAAUCCGCGUUUUCCUUCGUAUAAUAUUCCAAGAGAAAUCCGGAUCCGCCCGUUCUGUUAAAAAAUGUAAAAAUCCACCUGUGAAACCUUCGCUCGGACGAGGUUUUCUCGGUCGGUGACAGUUCGAAAGGCAGCUUCGUUUUCCUCUAUGAAAACGUCUUCGGACCGUUUGAUCCUUCCAGGGUGUCCCUUUGUAUUUAAAAACGAUCCGAAAUGAGCCCUAAGGGUGUGAAGGCGGCCGCGAAAAGGGCCCCGUUGAAGCCCAAGUCGACGAGAGGGACGAACAACAACUUACUCAAAGAUCCGUUGGAAACAGAAUCGAAAAAAGAAGAUUUGAAGGAAAACGAGAUCGCAAAGGACAAAUCGCCCGUGCAGAUGACGAGGGCGAGAAAGCCGCGCGCUGCCAAAGGAGAUCCACCGAAGAAACCAACACCCAAGAAAGCCAUAAAAAAGAAGAUGUCUGUGGGAGCAACGGGAAGUAAAAAGGUAAACCCUGAGAGCCCUGGGAGCGUUAGCAACGAUGAAGAGAAUAAAUUCACCCAACAGGCGAAAUGUGGUUACUGUAUGACAACAUUCAAAUCUAUCGUGGGCGUUAAAAUACAUGAGAAGAAAUGUAAACUGAAACCCACAGAAAACGGCGAAGCUAGGAUCUCAGUGGUAAAAACAACCCAAUUACAGACGAAUGGCAUCAAAUCAUCUGUGGUGAACAGAGAGCCGUGUACUAAUGGAAUGGACCAAUCUUCAUCGCAAGAAGUCCAAAAUGGUGUAGAGAUGAUGUUAAAUGACAAAGAAUAUGAGAGAAAUACACCAUCCCAACCCUUUGAUCAAAUGAUAGUAAAACUUGAUGACAGUCUCUGCACAUGCUGCGGCGAAAAUUUAGAGACAGCUCAUAUCUCUGGUGAUUUUGAAUGUUACGAAUGUAAGAAGUUUUUCCUUUUGAAAUCGUCACUCGAGCGACACAUCAAGACGAUACAUCAAGGAGAUAGCCACAAAUGCCCCCAAUGCGGUGCAAGGUGUCCCGACAAAGGGACUCUUGCUAGACAUAUGUACACACACACAGGCCUUAAACCCUAUUCCUGCCCUGUUUGUAAACAGGAAUUCAGCAGGAAAUAUCAUCUAGUUAGGCACAAUAUGCAAACUGGUUGUGAUGGGAAGGAAAAGCCCAUUUUCCCUUGUCAGGUAUGUGGUCGUGAAUUUAAUAGAAAAGACAACCUCAGGGAACAUCUGAGAGCACAUGCAGGCCAGACCAAACGUAAAAAGCUGUUCUCAUGCGAUUUUUGUGGAAUGGAAUUUUGUGGAACCAACCUCCUUCAAAUCCACAAAAAAACACAUACUGGGGAGAAGCAUUACGUCUGCGAUUUCUGUCCGAAAAGAUUUCCGACAAGUGGCGCAAUGAAGAAACACAGAAGAACUCACACUGGUGAACGACCGUACGAAUGUGAUACUUGCCACAAGCGUUUUGCUGCAAAAGAAACUCUAAACAGGCAUGUUCGCAUUCACACUGGCUACAAGCCGCAUUGUUGCAAUUAUUGCGGAAAACGUUUCAUCCAGUCUUCACAGCUUCGGUCCCAUCUUUUCUAUCACACUGGGCAAAAUGUUUUACAGCAGAACGAAGCGUUUGUAUGCGAAUUGUGUGGAAAGAAGUUUAAUAGAAGAGCGCGUCUGAACGAACAUGUGAAAUAUGUUCAUCUAGGGGCUAAACCGUUUGAAUGCGACCAUUGCAGUAAAACAUUUAUAAGGAAAGAAGAUUUAAAUAGGCACUUGAUCAUUCAUUCUGGUAUAAAAGCACACCAGUGCCCAAUUUGUAGCAAGUCUUUUGCCAUGAAAUCUUCCCUCAAAGUCCAUCUUUUAACACAUACCAAAGAACCUCCGAGGUCGUGUGACGAGUGUGGAAGAGCUUUCAUUAGGCAGGACUGCCUGCUCAGGCACAUGAGGAACAAACACAGAGACAUGCUGGAAGAAAUCAGAUCGGAGGCUGAAAAGAAAAAACUCCAGCAACAAUUGCUCCAGGUGGCAGCUGAGGCGAGUAUAGUUGAAGGGCUGGAAGACAGGGCUGAACUGGACGAAAAAGGAUUAACCGAUGCUGUAAGGGAAUUGUUGACGUUGCUCGUGGAUGAGGCUACUUUAAGAGGCCUAGGUUGGCCGGAAGCCGGCGUUGAAGCUUUGCUCGAAGCCGUCAUAAGACGAUGCGGUCACGAACCAGCUUCGUUGUCAAUUCCUCAUCACGAACGUCUCAGGCACAACAUCAAGUUACUCUUCACCGUUGUCAUCGAUGACUCAGCUGUCAAAGCACUACUCAACAACCAAUCCGUCGAUGAAGUAAUACUCCAUGUACUCAGAUUAGCCAAAUCAUAACUCGUUCAAGUUAAUUUGACUCAAGAAAGCUUUAAUCUGGAUUUUGUUUUUCAAGCGAAAAUAAUUGUAAAUAUAUAUAUUAAUUUGUUUUUAAAUCUAAUUUUAUUUCAAUACAAAAUAUAACUUUUUUGUAACUCGCUGAUUUCUAUAAUUGUAUCAAUUAAUAUAUUAAGAGUAUCUUUUUUGUAAAAUAUAUAUAAUUGUGAUAGAAUUUACCACUGACUGUUUUUACUUUCUUUAGCACAACAUAAAACAAAAUAUGUUUAUCAAAUUAUACAAUCGACAACAAUUAAUUU
Messenger RNA from Cimex lectularius (bed bug), 2959 nucleotides. It is a transcript of the gene su(Hw), whose product is annotated as zinc finger protein 2 homolog. The record is from RefSeq and is a predicted model, not a curated record. The transcript is spliced from 14 exons. Gene Ontology annotation, cellular component: nucleus. Bases 522 to 2663 code for a protein of 713 amino acids. Lineage: Eukaryota; Metazoa; Arthropoda; Insecta; Hemiptera; Cimicidae.